Sinocyclocheilus rhinocerous is the source of this 1521-nucleotide messenger RNA. Its product is annotated as septin-5. Bases 25 to 1134 code for a protein of 369 amino acids. The transcript is spliced from 12 exons. Gene Ontology annotation, molecular function: GTP binding. The record is from RefSeq and is a predicted model, not a curated record. Lineage: Eukaryota; Metazoa; Chordata; Actinopteri; Cypriniformes; Cyprinidae.
UUCGGCGUUCCGAAAGCGGCCGGGAUGACGAGCAGCGCCAGGUACAAGAGCAGGGCGGUGAAAUCAGAGGAUGCAGAGGAAAAAGAGUAUGUCGGCUUCGCCACCCUCCCGAAUCAGGUUCACAGAAAGUCGGUCAAAAAAGGCUUCGAUUUCACACUCAUGGUGGCAGGGGAGUCUGGUCUUGGAAAGUCCACCCUGAUCAACAGCUUGUUCCUCACAGAUCUGUACAAGGACAGAAAACUACUCAACGCUGAAGAGCGCAUCAGUCAGACCGUGGAGAUAAUCAAACACACGGUUGACAUUGAGGAGAAGGGCAUUAAGCUGAAGCUGACCAUUGUAGACACACCAGGUUUUGGAGAUGCUGUCAAUAAUACAGAGACCUGGAAGGCCAAUACUGACUAUAUUGACCAGCAGUUUGAACAGUAUUUUCGGGACGAAAGUGGCUUGAACAGGAAGAACAUCCAGGAUAACCGUGUCCACUGCUGCUUGUACUUCAUCCCUCCGUUUGGACAUGGGCUGCGGCCCGUGGACGUGGAGUUUAUGAAAGCACUGCAGGACAAGGUGAACGUGGUUCCACUCAUUUCCAAGGCUGACUGUCUGACGCCAGCGGAGAUGAGGAAGAUGAAGGACAGGGUGAGGGAGGAGAUAGAGAAGUUCGGAAUCAAAGUGUACCAGUUUCCAGACUGUGAUUCCGAUGAGGACGAGGAGUUCAAGCAACAGGACCGAGAGCUAAAGGAGAGCACUCCAUUUGUUGUGAUUGGGAGCAACACAAUAGUUGAGGUCAAAGGUCAGCGGGUGAGAGGCAGACUUUACCCAUGGGGCAUUGUGGAAGUGGAGAAUCAGUCCCAUUGUGAUUUCGUCAAGCUGAGGAACAUGUUGAUUCGCACACACAUGCACGACCUGAAAGACAUCACGUGUGACGUGCACUAUGAAAACUACAGGGCACAGUGCAUACAGCAAAUGACAAGCAAACUGACCCAGGAUAAUCGCGUGGAGAGCCCCAUCCCGAUACUACCACUGUCCACCCCGGACGUAGAGACAGAAAAGCUGAUAAAGAUGAAGGAUGAAGAGUUGCGGAGGAUGCAGGAGAUGCUUCAAAAAAUGCAGCAGCAGAUGCACGAACAGGACCUGUGAACGCUGCCCUGAGCAAAAACCGCUGAUUUCAACUUGUCUGCACUUUUACACAAGCAGACACAUAACACUUUAACAUCAUCACACUGAAGGAUUUUCAGUAGAUAAGCAAACAGAUGUAUUUGUAUGUCAAACACAACACAAAGAUAUGAAUGCAUGUGUCGAGCACUACGGUUAAAAGGGUCACUUCACCUGAGCCUGAUAUCUAAAACCAGGCUCCAAGUUAAAAUAUUUGGCAACACUAAAAGUUGUUUUCACACUUUGUACAGUCCAUGUGAUGCUGUAUGACUGUUUCCAUGGCAAAGACUGCUGCUUUAUUCACAGUAGACAUGGCAAAUGUUCUGUCUUAUUCUAUUGUUUUUUGUUUGCUGUUUUUGUGAUCUGUUUCAA